UUGUGUUAAUAUCCAAAAGAUGUCCGGUAUGGCGGCUGGUUCCGCCGCCAUCAUCGAAGAAACCGAUGUAGAGGCCAACGUUUACGCCAUAGACUUCAGUUUUAAUCAGCGACCCUCAGUAAACAUAGGCGUGGAGAAUUUAAACUAUACCGUUAAUCCAAAGAACAUGUCUGUCUGGCAGCGGAUAUCUGCUCUCCAGUUUCCCUGGGAAUGGACAAACGAUUGCGAACCAAGAACAGUGCUCAAGAACGUCUCGUUUUCUGUUACAAGUGGGAAGAUGUUGGCCGUCCUGGGAAGUUCAGGAAGCGGUAAGACAAGUCUACUGGACGUGCUGGCGGGAAGGAAUGACGGCGGUGAGGUCAGAGGUGAAAUCUAUCUCAAUGACGUAGCACGCACAAACUCUAUGAUCCGCUCAUGUUCUGCCUACGUCAGACAAGAUGAUCGCCUUUUGGCUCAUUUGACUGUGAAAGAAACACUCAUGUUCGUUGCUCAAUUAAAAUUACCGACCACCAUGUCAGAAAAGCAGGUUGAAAAACGGGUUGACAUGGUAAUUGCAGAACUAGGAUUACGUCACGUGUCAGAUACAAAGGUCGGUAACGCAGAAAGCCGAGGAGUAUCGGGCGGCGAGAGGAGACGUGUUAGUAUUGGAGUCCAGCUUCUCUUAGACCCCAGUAUCCUGUUCCUUGACGAGCCAACUUCCGGUCUAGACGCUUUCACGGCCCACCAUCUAGUGGAGACCCUAUCGAAGCUGGCACGAAACAACAGGACCGUACUUCUGUCAAUACACCAGCCGAGGUCAGACAUUUUCGAUUUAUUCGACCUGAUGAUGAUAAUGACAGGUGGACGACAGGUGUAUUUUGGCGAAGCUAACAAGAUGGUAGAUUAUUUCACGGAGAAAGGGUUCCCUUGUCCGGCCCUUACUAACCCAUGUGACUAUUAUGUUGACUUGGCCACCAUCGACUGUACCUCUGACGUCACGGAGACAGAUAGCACGGACACGGUGAACACACUGAUCCAACGGUACGAGACCAGCAGGCAGUUGAGAAAUACAGAACGUGGACUGAGCCUCGAAUCCGACGGAACCUCAGGUGUUGUCUCCCCUGACGAGCCAUACCCAGUCAUGAAGAUGUUUGAAAAUCUAGAGCAUAGCCCAGGUCCCUUCCGACAGUUCUCCGUUUUAUACAGACGUUGCACUAGGAACCUGGUCGAGGACUACCUAUUCCUGACAGCCCAGUUUAUCCAAGCCCUAUCUAUGUCAGUGGUGGUUGGAUUGGUCUACUUCAAGUUGGGACUGGACCAGAACACAGUCCGUGAUUGGUUCGGACUCAUGUACAUAAUUGGAGCUAUGUAUCCUUACCUGGUCAUCCUCGACCUCAUCGCUCAAUAUCACAACGAAAGGCAUUACCUGUACUACGAAAUGGAGGAUGGUCUGUACGGUCCAACACCCUACUACUUUGCCAAGGUACUGAGUGAGUUACCGCUGCACUCGUUUUUUGUGGUUGUGUAUGUUAUCCCAGUGUUCUUUCUGGCCGGAUUUACCGUGGACGUCAAGGUGUUUUUCCAGGUGUUUGCCAUAGUGUUCCUACUGGUGUACUGUAGCCGUUCUCUAGCCAUGCUAUCAUCAGCACUGAUGCCGACUUUCACUCUGUCAUGUUUCUUUGCACAGACGUUUUUCUCUAUGUAUAUAAUGUCAGCGGGAUUUUUUAUCAAUUUGGAAAAUAUAUUUUCUGGUUUAAAAUGGGUAUCCAGUAUAUCAUAUCUGAAGUGGGGAUUCCAGGGUCUGUGCCUCACAGAGAUACAGAACUUAACCUUUUCAUGUGGAGCUGUACCAGCGAGUCUCUGUAUAAAGACUGGGGAAGAUGCUCUGAAACUGUACUCACUUGAGGGAAAUACGGUGCUCGACGCAUGCCUGGUGCUAUUGGGUUCUAUAUCUGUUUAUCUUGUUAUAUAUUAUCUCGGCCUGAGGUUUGUCAAACAGAAACCCCACCAGAUGUGAUGUAACAUUUUCAUAGGAAAAAGGAGACUUGAAAUCCAGUACUUUUUUAAAAACUUUUCCUAUUUUGGUCAUAUUAUAUAUAUACCAGGUCCCUGAUUUUCUGUAAAGCUGACGUCAGUAAAGGCCUGUGCAAUAUUACAUUCGACAAGCACAUAGAAAUGGAAUCAUAAAUCCAUUUAAAAGAUAAAGAUAAAAAUAGCGGUUAAAAUGCAGAAAAUCAAGAUCCUUCUAUUUGUCUCGACGACAUUAGCUGUGAUAAACUUAAAGUGGCCAUUGGUCAACAGUUGUCGAAAGGUAACCGUCAGUCAACACUCGUCGGAAUGUGAUGGACAGAAUGGCAAAUUAAAGAGGACGACGCGGCGUUAUUCCGCCAUAGACUGACAAGACCACAGAGGUCCUGAAAUAGACACUGUUCGACAGUUACCAAACUGUGAUGAAUUCAUUCGUACGUGUUAUAACGUAUUGAAUGAAACUUUAUGUGAUAGUUCUUUUUGAAUUUUGCGUAAAAAUACGCAUUUUGCGCGUUAUUCGCAAUUUAUAAAUAGUUUAAUCUAGUCCAAAUUUUUCAAGGAUAAUUUUUAAAACUUUUCAUAUGAUCACUUAUUGAAAUUCCGCUUUUAAAUAUAAAAACAGAUUAGUUAUUUUGCCCCUGUUUCACAAAUUUUUGGGCUUUGAAUUUGUCCGCCCAAACACUCGCACAUUAUUUGCGAACGGUUUGCGGACAAUAACUUCACCAAUGAUUACUUUUGGAUCAGGUCUAGUUACACGCUCAGCAUUCGAAUUAUGUAGCCUGACAUUACACUCUGGCUCCUCGUUCCAGUUUUCCCUAAAGGUUUGCGCACAAAACUAUUUGCAUAUGAAUGUUUUUCGAUCAAAGUCCCCGAAGAUGGAACCUGAAUCCCACGAACUUGUUGUUAUUGUACGCACCGUGUCGUAUUGCCUUUUUAAAAUGCAUAUUGUUAUAUAACAACGUAUUCAUGCAUUUUUUUUUAUCAAAUAUAAUGGUGAAAUGAGAUUUGAAUUAAUGCAAAUCUUUUGCCGCAGUUUGAUUUUUACCUUUGCACCUUCUAUAAUGGGUCGAAUUUAUUCUGGCAGUGAAAAAGGACGAAAGGAACCCUGGGCGGCGAAAGUUAGGCUUAGCAAAAAAAUCCCGGUAUAAAAUAUGUAUUCAAUACUUUGACCCAGUAUUUAAACUUGGUUAGCUUAACACCGAGUUCACGCAAACCUUUCAUUUUGUUUAGUUUUAAAACUUUUGAACUUCAGAAUUAAAUUAGCAUGUAUAGGAAUUUAUUUCGAUGACAUUAUUAUCAAUAUUGGGAUGCACGAGCUUUCCUGAAUGUUGGUAUCUUAAGUAGUGACUAAGGUUAAACUCCAUCCUCAACAUCCUACUGAAAUUGUCAUUUACCAUUCCAUUUAAGUUUAUUGCGUUUUGUGUUUGGAGAAAUUUAUUGUAUCAUUUUAUUUAUUUAUAAUUCUUUUCUUGUUAUGAUGAUGACGAUGAUGAUGAUGAUGAUGAUGAUGAUGAUGAUGAUGAUGAUGAUGAUGAUGAUGAUGAUGAUGAUGAUGAUGAUCGACGACGAAGACGAUGAAGCAUUCCAUUGUUACCUCCUUUGUUAUACAGUUUAAGCUGUAGUUACAGAACAGUCAACUAUUGUAUUCCGGAAGAUGAGUCUUUAGCAUUGUUCUAUAAUAAUGGUGCCUGUCCCAUAGGAAUUUGUUGUAAUUCAUCUAUUAUCUAUAGAUAAGUUUGUGUUCAAUAAUAUCAUUUCUCGAUAUAUGCUUAUUGAUAGCCUAUAUGGCGUGAGAAAAUAACUAGUUCUUUUAUCAUAAGAACAAAAUAUUUGACAAAUACAUUUAUUUCACACUAUGUGCCAUUUAUAUUCGGACAACUUAAACUUUGUACCCUCGAAUUACUUAAAUUAAAUAAACAAUAUACAUGUAAUCCCAAAACGCCUCAGUAUUGGAAUAUUCAAAUCUUUUCCGAAUUUCGCCUUGAAUAUGAAGACCCAGUACCGGAAAACAUAAAAAACACAAGCAGUAAGUUACACGUAUCACGUGAUUGGAAAUAACAUAUUAUAUUAAGACAUGAACUACAAACGUAUUUUUAAUGUAUGACGUACUCAUGGGUACCGAACUGCAUAUACUAGUAUAUGUGCCACACGUGUUUCUGUGUCAUUGGAAAGAUAAUAAUUCGUGGUAUAAAGCAAAUAUAUUUCAAGUAAUCACCUCACAACUGUAUGCUUGUUAGCCUUUUGUUUUUCAGUUUCGUUGCGUUGUAUAUAAAUAAUGUUUUACUUAUAAAGAUCUUCAGUGAGGCGUUCGUGCGUGAUCGCUAGCAGAAUCACGAUUUAGUUUGAAAACUCACGUGUAUAUAUUGUCAGAAAAUUUCCUUAUCUUAAUCAAACCUCGUUUUCAGCAAAUUAAUAAUAGUAUAUUUUUUCUACAAAACUGUCUCUCUCGUAUUAUUAAUCAAAUUGAAAAGACUGCUUAAAACACGACUUGAAAUUUAGGGUGACUAUCCAGUGCUAGAGUGGCCUCCCUUUGUACAAAUAUAUUGACGUAAUCUGAUAAUGUCACAUAAUAAUGCAUAUGAUUUGGUUCGUCUUGUGUGAUUUUUCGGUUAUACAUUGAUUGAAAGAUGCAUACCAUUGUGAUGUAGUAAAUACACUUCUUAACUACUCUGUAAUAUAUUUUACUUUUUUCUCAUCAAACUGCAACAACAAUGCAACGUUUUAUCUGGGUGGUUUUUUGCAAUAAUCUAUUAUUAUUAUUUUUACAUUAUCUUAAACAAUAUACAUGGACUUCCUACACAUUUGUCUUGUACGAUCUAUCACCAUUUGCAGUUAUCCAAAUGUUGAAGCGAUUAUCAAUGUUUAUGCCGUAAUACUCCAUGUAGUGGAAGAGAUAUUGUAUAGUGCGAGUGUUAACACAGUUCCAGUUAACUGUGUACUAUCAACGUACUGAUGGAUUAAUAUGAGUUUGUCAUAGAAUACCAACGUAUCACCUAUUUAUUAUCAUUUGUAUAUUAUCAAAUUUCAUCAUUUUAGAGCAAUUGAGUCUAAAUGCGCAACUCGUUUGAAAGGAAAAAUUUCAAAGAGAAAACACCUUAAAUAACCGGGUUAUAGAUUAUGCUAUUUUAUAUAUCUGUAUGUUUUUCAACUUUAACCAGGAAAACAGAUUAUUUUCACUGCACGAAUUGAAAAAAAUGCCCUGCAGUUACACGCUAAAUAUUUUUUCCUUGUAAAGCGUUAAUUAAAUAACUGAUUAAUAAGAUGAUUGAUUUGUAUGAUGUAUUUGAGCGACCAGUAAGGUGGCAUUUCUUUGCAUUGUUAAAAAUUCAAUCUGACUAAUAAAAUUUCGAAGCAUAAAUAUGAGUAUAGGUCAAAGUAAUCAACAAACAGCCAUGCAUUUUUUUCUAUUCACAGAUAACAUAUCACAACCAUAUUUAUAACCUAUCAGAAAUAAGGGACAUUAGACUCCCCUUCCUUUAAUAUCUUUUCUCUGUUAACCAAAUGCCAUUCACAUAUUUCUUAAUUCUUAGCUCAUUUCUUUUACACUCGAAUCGAUCAGAGAAAACUCAAACUAGUAUGUUAAUUGUUUUACAAAACAACAAAGUUAAAACAGGCCUAGUACAAAUACGCUUAUAGAGUGUUCUUACUGAAAGGAAAGUGCACUCAUAGUUAUCUCCCUUAUUGAUAUAAAAUGCAAUACAAUAAAUACCAUUAAUAUAGUGCUUUGAGUUCCGAUGUCCUUUGAGGUCCUUUAUAGAUGUGUGUGACUGUAUAUUGCUAGAUGUAAUACAGUUGCUUGUCAUGAGACGGCUUGGGAGAAGCUACAUGUAACAAUGAAGAAAUAGUUCGGAAAAAUUUGAGAAUUUCGUUAACAUUAAAAAAAAAAAAAAAA
Molecule: messenger RNA, 5899 nt
Organism: Mizuhopecten yessoensis (Yesso scallop)
Lineage: Eukaryota; Metazoa; Mollusca; Bivalvia; Pectinida; Pectinidae
Product: ATP-binding cassette sub-family G member 8-like
Exons: 10
Coding region: 20-1996 (658 amino acids)
Biological process (GO): cholesterol homeostasis
Cellular component (GO): plasma membrane
Molecular function (GO): ATP binding; ABC-type transporter activity; ATP hydrolysis activity
Source: RefSeq, a predicted model, not a curated record